This is a messenger RNA of Candidozyma auris, 1038 nucleotides long. RefSeq names its product Kis1p (gene KIS1). Lineage: Eukaryota; Fungi; Ascomycota; Pichiomycetes; Serinales; Metschnikowiaceae. The record is from RefSeq and is a predicted model, not a curated record. Gene Ontology annotation, molecular function: protein kinase binding. Bases 1 to 1038 code for a protein of 345 amino acids. The transcript has a single exon. Gene Ontology annotation, biological process: signal transduction. Gene Ontology annotation, cellular component: nucleotide-activated protein kinase complex; nucleus; cytoplasm.
AUGCCCGACAGUAACGACUUUUCCAUGGUGGAUGUCUCCAACGCCGUGGACAGCAUUGCUGCUGACAGCUCCCAGAACGGACAGCCAGCGAGAAGAAGGUCCCAGAUCAUAUUGGGCGAUGAAGGAGACGAGGGCGAGAAAAUGCAAGUGGAGGAGGCCAACGAGCCGAAGAAUCCUGAAUCUGCUAGCAAUGCGCCACCCCAAGCUCCUCCAGUGCCCGAUCCGUCCGUGACGGUACCAGUAGACAUCAAGUGGGUACAAGGCGGCGAGAAAGUGUAUGUGACAGGCUCCUUCACAGGGUGGAGGAAGAUGAUUGGUUUGCAAAAACAGGACGAGAAGCUGUACUUGGUAACGCUUGGGUUGCCUGUGGGUACACAUAGAUUCCGCUUUGUUGUUGACAACGAGCUUAGAUUUUCAGAUUUUUUGCCCACGGCAACAGACCAGAUGGGUAAUUUUGUCAAUUACAUCGAGGUGACCCUGGAGCAUGUUCAGAUGCACCUCAAACAGCUAGAAGAGGAGCAAGCGGAGCAGCGUGAGGAAGAGGAGAAAUCGAAACUGCGUGCUAGCACAAGUAGAAGAUCGUCUGUCAGUUCGAGAGGUCGCUCCAACUCGAUCUUUGGCUUUACGAACGACGAAGAUGACAUGGGUGACGGUUACCUGAGGUAUCAUGAAGAGGAUAACGAAGAAGCUGCCAAGAAGUACACGUAUGUCAGCGAUAUUCCUCCUGUUUUUGAGGACCCAAAAGUCAUGGAGCAAUACUACCUUGCGCUAGAGCAGCGGUCACGAAACAGAAACCAGCUGGACCAGGGAUGGUUGUAUGCUCCUCAAUUGCCGCCUCACCUUGAGAAUGUGAUAUUGAACAACUUCAACUCGCAAGAUAAAGACAACAACUCUGGUGCCUUGCCCAUUCCCAACCACGUGGUAUUAAACCAUUUGGCCACUACCAGUGUCAAGCACAAUACGUUAGCUGUCGCUUCAGUGAUUCGAUACAAGAGAAAGUAUGUUACUCAGGUGUUGUACGCGCCGUUGCAACAGUGA